AUUAGUUCAUUCGGUUCUGUUGUGUAAAGCUAAAGCUUUCACCCGAGUCAGCGGCUCGGGGUUUAUUACUAUGGUGAAUACUUAAAGCGCCGAGAUAUUUAUGACAGCAUGGACAGUAAUGUUUGAACAGUUGCACCAUGUUAGCGACAGUCAGUAUUUUGCAGGGAACGUUCCUUGUCGCAGUGCUCUAAUUUCUCAAUGCAACUCCCUUAUUUUCUUCCAUCCGAAACGAGAGAUGGUCCAAGCGGCACUUUGCUCCUUAUUGAUCUCCUGUCCGUUACAGGAAGACACCACAGUUGUCAGAGUAUCUUCAGCUAAGGCUUUCUUUUGCCCCAAAGCGUUCGCAGCUAUGUAGCAGACAGCUCCUAUCAGCUAUCUACUUUCAGCGCGUUUCCAAACUGUUUUGUCAAUCGCCUCGCCUACAGAGACUACUGGAAGGUAUGAAAGAGAAGGAUGGGCAUUUGCACUUUUAACUGACGCCGGACCAGUCCAAGCGUGCCGAGUCAAAGAGGGCUCGAGUGCUGGAUCUGCGAAUAUCGCUGUCUGAACUCAAAUUCACAAGCCGGAUUUCAGUACAGCGAAAAUAGAUAUUUCAGUUUUGGAAUCAAGAACGCCGGAGGCAAUGCCUAAGACCGCAACAGGAUCGUUACAAUAGACCUGUCUGUCUGCGGCUUCCUUCACUUCUGAUGAGGCCCAACCCGACUUAAACUUCAGGCCGCUUCAGUGCUAACUCAGAGGGAAAGGAUGGCUAACUCAACACAGACAAAUGCAUCUCUCAGCAACCUAACAGACAUUGAAAGAGGGAGUGCUUACAAAACAGUUGAAGUCAUCUUCAUUGUGAUUGUAGCAGGAUCUUUGAGUCUGGUGACCAUUAUUGGAAACAUUCUGGUUAUGCUUUCUAUCAAAGUAAACAGACAGUUACAAACAAUUAACAACUAUUUCAUUUUCAGCUUAGCCUGCGCUGAUUUGAUUAUUGGUGUGUUCUCCAUGAACCUGUACACCAUUUACAUCGUCAUUGGCUACUGGCCCAUGGGCCCAGUGGUGUGUGAUUUAUGGCUGGCCCUAGAUUAUGUUGUUAGUAAUGCAUCUGUCAUGAACCUUCUUAUCAUCAGCUUUGACCGAUACUUCUGUGUGACAAAGCCUCUCAGCUACCCUGUGAAGAGAACCACCAAGAUGGCAGGGAUGAUGAUUGCAGCUGCUUGGGUGCUGUCAUUUAUCCUGUGGGCUCCUGCCAUUCUCUUCUGGCAGUUCAUUGUAGGUGGGCGGACAGUUAAAGAGGGUGAGUGCCAUGUGCAGUUCUUCUCAAAUCCAGUUGUCACUUUUGGCACCGCAAUAGCAGCCUUCUAUCUACCAGUUAUUACCAUGACGAUUUUGUAUGUGCACAUAUCCCGUGCUAGCAAGAGUCGGAUCAAGAAGGAUAAGAAAGAGCCAGAGUCCAACAAAGGCACCACUUCUCCCAGUCUAGUGCGAGGUAAAAUAAUGAAACCGAAUAACAACAACAUUUCAAGUGCACCUGAUGGGUUGCAGAAUGUCAAAGUUCAAAAUGGCAAGGCAGCUGGUGAAGGAAUGACAGAUCAUUGUGGCCAAGGAGAGGAAAAGGAGGUCUCCAAUGACUCAACUUCCCUCAGUGUGGUCCCUUCCAUCCAGAAGGAGGAAGGAACGAUUGAUGAGAGCACGAAGGUCUCCACUGCACAAAGGCAUUUUAGCAUCAGCAGCUCCAAGCUCUCCUGCAUAAAGGUUGUCACUAAAUCCCAAAAGAGUGACUACUGUGCUACCACAGUUGAAAUCGUGCCAGACAACAGCACCAAGAAUGGCAAAGACAGAGAGCUCACCGCAGCCCACAAGAUCAUUAAAGUGACAAAGACCCCUGCUAAGAAAAAGAAGGGAGUUGUAACCCGGGAGAAGAAGGUGACUAGGACCAUCCUGGCUAUUCUUCUGGCAUUUAUCAUUACCUGGACCCCAUACAAUGUCAUGGUGCUCAUUAACACUUUCUGUUCAGUCUGCGUCCCUAACACAGUAUGGACUAUUGGAUACUGGCUCUGUUACAUCAACAGUACUAUCAACCCUGCCUGCUAUGCACUAUGCAAUGCUACCUUCAAGAAAACCUUCAAACAUCUCCUCUUGUGUCAAUAUAAAAACAUUGGUGCAUCAAGAUAAAAUCAGCAACAAGCUCAUCUCCAUGAACACUUUAUACAUGUUGAAGAUGACUUUCAUAAUGUUUAUCGAUAAAUGUAUGUGAGUAAAAUGUUCAACAUGCCAAGUUAUGGUUCAAGUAGACAUUAUAUGUAAUAUGGUGAAAGCACACUUGAAUUAUGUCCAAUGAAUUUCUAAUAUCUGUUUAAAUGAAGAGUGUGCUGAUUAUUAUAAUGUUUCUGUGUGAAAUAGUAAAUGAAUCUGCCCAAAUUUCAAAUACAGUGUGUUCCAAUUAAUUGGGACACACUGGGACUUGUACGUUUUGGCCCGACUAAAUGUCUGCCCCAAUUAGCCGAAGUUUCACGGAAAUAGUUAACAAGGUAUAAAAAAAGACAAACUACCAUUUAAAUAAGUAACAAAUUAUGUAUUUAAAUAAAAUACAGAAUAAAUUAGAACACAACCAAAAUCACUGCAGUAUAUAAAACUGUAUUAGUUCCCAAUUGUUAUGCUGGAAUUCAUUCAGUAUACACUGACGUGCUCUUUUGAUUGACUGUAAAUAAACAAAAUUAUUACAGACACCAAGUGCAGAUAGUGGGCAGCUUUCAAACAGUGCUUUUGAUGAUUGGAACCUCCAAAUCCUCAUUUUAAUUGUAACAUUCAAGAUGAUUGCUGAUACCUUCAAAUUCAUCAUAGUACCUAACUUGAUGAAGUAGUGAAAUUGUUUCAUUUCACCCCAGCCGUUUCUGGCAUCCGCAAGCCUGAAUGCUUGAAACCACAGUGAGCAAAACUGUUCCAAAUCGUCUUACUGAUUAUCAUUUGCCUAUGAUCAAUGACAAAAAUCACUGCUUGUUGAACACAAACACACAAGUGAUGCUAUUUAAAACUGUUGCUUUAAUUAGUGUAUAAUGGCCACAUAACUUGCAUGUGUCUGACACUGGUUGGAAACUGUUUGGCAACAGAUUCCUGCCCCAAUUAAGUGGCUUAGUUUCCCAAAUAAACCAAGGAAUCCCAAUAUUUUCAAUUUAUUUUUUUCAUUAAGUGUUGUCCUAGAAAAGCGGCUGCCCCAAUUAACCAAUGGCCCAAUUAAUCCCAAUGCACUGAAUUACAAAAUUCAACUUUUAUGAUAUUACUCAGUAUCAAAACUUGUAUCUUGUCCUCUUAAUAACUUUGUGUUUCUAAUGGAUGCACACUUCAUUACCUUUCAGUUAGUCGUUCUAAUUGGUUGCUUCGAAACUAUCCUCGUUAUUUGGAAUUUAGAUUUAAAGAAAGAAAAUAUUUAUUCUAUAGAUGGUCUCCUAUUAUAAUAAUUCAUAGCAUUUUGUUGUGGCCCAGGCUGGUAAAAAUGCAUCAGAGUGGUUCUCCUAGUGGAUUAUUAUCCUUCAACCACACUAAGAUCUACUCCUGAUUAUUAAGAACUCAAAAACUUUGAGGCCAGAAUUCAAGGAACAACAUCAAUAAUCCACUAGAUUUAAAUAAAUUAAUUUUCUUUUUCCUUCACGGAUUUUUGACUGGGGUCUUCUACUAGCACUGGUAAAUAAGCUAAUGUAAAUCUUGUGGUCUAUCUGCUCCAGCUCCAGAAAUCUGAGAUGAUGUGUACAAGAUUCCACUGUGUCUUCCUGCCUAUAAAGCCUGUUGUAUAAGUGUGUUUAGUCAAAGAAUAUGAGGCAUCAGGAUAUUGCCUUUUGUUACCUGAUACUGGGAUUACUUGGUGAUCCUGGCAGCCUUAAGAUUAGGUGACGAAAGAGAUUUGUAUAGCACCCUUAAUGAAGGAUAAAAAAAAUCACAGAAGAAUAACUAGAAGCACAACACACUGGGAAAUGGUUCCAAAAGAACAUGAUGAACCAAAAUACACUCCCUCAAUCUGGAGCUGAAAGUACCCAUGGAUAAUAUUUUGCCCUUUUUUUAAGAUGUUGGCUUUUAAUUUCUGACUGUUGGCAUUUAAAAGACCUAUGCAUAAACUGCUAAUGAAUUUUCCUGCUACUGAAACUUAAUCCAAAAGCCACUAACUUGUCAAGGCAAUAUCCUGGGGACUAAAUUAGAUGGGUCCAGAAAACUAGCAUAAGGGUUAUGCCCAAUUAGCCUGCCCUGAUGCCUGUAAUUUCCAGUGUUGGAAUUAGGUCAGAUUAUGCUGACUGCACUUCUGAAUGAUCGUUGCUUGAAGUCAGCUUUUAUAGGGCUAUUUAUUAUCUUCGUGCCUCAAUACGGACACAGAUUUGUGUUUAGCAAACGUUAGUUAAGCUAACCUGCAGUACUCAAAGCCUGAGUGUGUUCUUCCUACAGGGGGUGGGAUUAAGUAGCACAGAAGCACAUGUAGUAAGUGUUGUAUCUAUUUUUCAUAGGCUAUUUUCAAAUAAAUAUUCAAAUAGUCUUGCAUAAAGCAGAAUAAAUCCUUCCACCUCAUUCCACCCCGGAUAUUAGACGGGGAGCAGUAGUUAGAAUGGCUGAGACAUUCCAUCACAUGUCCUCACGGAGAGGUGCUGCUUCAUGUUAGUGGGACUAUCCUGUUGGGUCAAUGGUCAAUCCACAGCUGAAUGCCUAACCCUUCUCAAAUUCUACUUCUCCUUUAAUCCACAAUUUCUCCUGUUUUACCAAAAAGUACAUCUUUUACAUUCGCCCGUGUCCCUCAACACUUUGCUACUCUUGUGAGGUCCAUGUCAGCCGACCAAGAAUCACACUCUAGUAAGGUGGUGAUGGAAGGGAAUUUAAAUGAUGGCACAGAUUCACUCAGUCUGUGACCAAACCAAGUGCAUUAUUUAGCGAUGGGCUCAGCGGUGUAUCUUUGCACGUGGAGUGACUCUGGGCAUGCAGCCUACACCUUGGGCUGGGGAUGUACGAAUAAUUCAGUAGAUCACAGACAGGUUCUAGUGAAAAGGAGUUAAGUAAGGACUUUUGUGGAUAAGAAGGUUAAAUAAGGUCAAAUUCUUGACUGCAGAAAACGUGAGCAAUGUCAAAGAACAUGGAGGAGUCCACAUCCAUUGCUUCACAGAAGCGCUGAGUAACUCCAUUUUGGGUUGAAGACCUAGUGCCUUGCACCUGACAUCUCAGAUCCUGAUGCAGCAUAGACAGACUCCAACCAAGUGUUUGUGUCUUUUUCUUAGCAUUUAACUGCUUGACACGGAGCUGGUUAACAAAAGCAUAGCCCCUGUAAAGGGAAGCCUGUGCAACACAGAGCAGAAUUACGGUCAUAGAAUCAUCAAAAAGUACAGCACAGAAACAGAUCCUUCAGCCCAUCUAGUGGGGGCCGAAAAAUUUAAACUGCCUACUCCCAUCGUCGUGCGCUGGGACCAUAGCCCUCCAUACCCCUACCAUCCAUGUACCCAUCCAAACUUCUUUAAAAUGUUCAAAUUGAACUUGCAUGUACCACUUGUGCUGGCAGCUCGUUCCCCUCUGAGUGAAAAAGUUUCCCCUCAUGUUCCCCUUAAACUUUUUCCCUUUUUCUUCUGCUGUGUAUUGCAGAACUCUUCCUGGGCGGUGUAGGCAGUAGAAUCUUUGUUGCAGCUCAGCAGUAGUUUGCUCUUUCACAAUUUUGUCUGGUAGCCAUGUGGCAUUUGUGUGUGCAAGAAUCCCUGUGUUGCAGACCAUGUUGUAGGCAUUGACCCUUGAACUCCCAUAACUGCCUUUUGGUUAGUUGUGGUGGUCAGCUGCAGAGUGCAGCAGACAGUUACGGACUGCAACUAUCCCGACAGCUCCAGGCACCAGCGCUGAUUUGUGUCAAUUCACUGACUGGUCGUGUGCUGCCUGCUCAUCAAGAGGGUGGUUAUUCCUUUUGGUCAAGUUACACCUAGAGCAGGUGAUCCCAACCUUUUGUAUGCCAUAGACUAGAACCAUUAAGCAAGGGGAUCGUGGAUGCCAGGUUGGCAUCUAGAGCUUCAAGGUGGCAUCUGCAGAGUUGUGGUCUGAUCACCCUGCACAGCGAAGGAGCUUGCACAAAGCUACUCACAGAUUCCAUUCUUGCUUCUCUGGCAUUGGAGACUGUCCUUUAGGGGGGUGACAGCUGGUGCAUUGCCUCUUCAGCUUUGAGCUUCUAAUUAUGGCUGGAGAAGGUGACAGAUUUGGGUGAGAAUGUCUUUACUGAACCACCAAUGCCUGGCAGAUCGUUCUCUCACUGAGUUUCAGAGAAUUGCUCCUGAAUAUUUUGCGUAUGAGAGCCCUUCUUCUAAGAGACUUCCCUCGCUGUCUCCCACAGCUUCCUCUCUCAUCAAGCAGCUUGUCCUCUCUGUGCUCUCUGCUCAUUCUGCAUACAAGAAUACCUGCUAAUCCACCCCCCCCCCCACCAUAUCUGGGAGAAACUGGUGCGUGCAGAAGCCUUGAAGUCAAGCCAAAAGCUUAGUGGAUUGGCACGUCAUUACCUGUACACUGCCCAAGUGUAAACAUUAGAAAGUACCAAACCUUUGUGGAUUUCCAGUUCACUAAUCAGAAAUGAAUCAAAUCUCUCAGCACAGUCUCAACUAACUAGGGUUUUUCAGGAAACGCAUGAGAAUUUCAAGUAGCCUGCUGUGCUUAAAAGGUGUAGUGUUAUCACUGCAAGUGUCUUGGAAUAAAUAGGAAUGCAUCUCUGUAUUGUAUAGAGAUUUAUCACAGUGAUGAAAGGAUUGAACCUUUGUAUCGGCAGAGCUGUCUAAAGGAAUGAAACAUUUUAUGAUUACCAUUGCACAUCAGGAUAUUUUGAAAUAGCUGUACAGUUUUGAAAAGGAAAGUCGGUCCUGAGGAGUCUCGAAGCUGUUGAUUGAUUUCUGCUUGCUGUGAUUAGGAUGUCUCAGGGUUUUGUUUGUUUUUUGAAUUCCUAGACUUAGGCUAGUGCACAGGGAUUGGUGUACCUGUGCUUUACAUUUUAUUUAUGCAGAAACCAGUUUAUCCCAGAUAUAGCAGGGAUUUGGAGCCAUUCCUCCUGUGAUGAAGAAUGAGGUGAGGGCCUGAAGAAAGAGGGCAAGCAACUCAAAGAAGGAGAGGAAAGAAAGAACACUAAAGGGCUUUGGUAACUGCAUGGAAUAUUCAGAAGCAAUUCUUCCACCUAAGCAUCAAUGUAUCAGUGUAUCAUAUAUCUGUGUUUUAGGAAAGAUGUUCUCUCUAAAACCUGCCACCUGUUCCAAACAUUGAUAAAAUAGUCAUUGUUUUUAGUUGGCAUUGAAGGGACUGUACUUUUGUCAUGCUGCAACUGGAAUGGAAUUUUAAUUCCCACACACAUUUGAGCUGCUUUUACUAAACCACAGGCAGAGAUACCACAUGCAGCAUAAAAGAAAAUAGUUGUUACUAUUUUAAUAAAUGGAUUCCAAAAAAUAAUCAACCUUAAAGACUACACACUUAAUUUGUCUUCUUCAAUAAAUAUUAGGAGAGAAGAACUGUUUUGUUUCCAGUAACUUGACUGUAUCCUUACUCAAUAUCCUGUGCUAAGAUUUACAGCUCAGUUUUAUGAUCGAAUGAGUAGAGAAUACCACAGUAAUUUGCUGAUCAUGUCUUGUUUUAAAAUAACAAAAUCAAAAUACCUUUUGAACUAUUAUGCUUUUUAGAAAUUCUCCAGCUUGAUUACCUCUGAUUUUGAACGCUGGAAGCUAUGCUGAAUUACAGCUUACAACUUCUCAAUACAAAUGAUCAGCACACUCUUUCUGUAAAUAUAUGUAAUUAUUGAUUCCUCUAUGAUUACUGCCUUGCUGUUAGACAAGGUCAUUUGCAGAGUGCUUAUUUUAUUCAAAUAUGUGUCAAAGUGGAAAUGUCUUUCCUUCGGGUCAGUGCCAGUGAAUCAUUAACAAUAUCUUACUAUUAAAAUUUCAUGGGACAAUAGGGCUAAAGUAAGGUGCUAUUGCAUCUUACAUUCCACAUCAUUGCCUUCCUUUAGUUUCUAUUCAUUGUGAUUGAAUGAAAUGAAUGUAAGACUGACAUGUAUCACUCUCAUCUUUUUGCUAAGACUAUCAUGCUCUCUGAUGUCUCUCUGAUUUCUAUUAACGUCGUUUGCUAUCUGUGUUCAUUAAUACCCUCAAUAUGCAUGCACAGAAAGUGUAUUAACUUCUCAAUUCACUGAAGUUUCAUUGUUUGAAAUGACUGCCUUACAUUGUGAAUCCAUGAAUGAGAUAAAGUCUUCAGGAUGGAUUUUGGGCACUGUGGUAUGAAAAUUACACAAUGUUCUGGUUAAGAGAUGCAGAUACAGCCCUUGACUAGUGAUCGCACUGUGGCUUAGUGAUAGAUCUAUCAGGCAAACCUGCUUUGUCAGCAUGGUGGUGUACAUAAUUGAACCAGAAUUCAGUGAGGAGGAAUGGAUCUGAUGGCAAACUUAAAUGCCAACAUCAAUCCAGGUACUAGUAACCAACUAAAGGAAAUGGGUGAGUUUCAAACCUGCACUGAAAAGUUGAGAAAGGUAGAUUAUACUGUAUUUUCCAUUGAAGAUUUUUCAGUGACAUAUUCUAAUUAAUUAUUAGCAGCUUUGUCUUUCAUUACUUGGUAAAAAAAAAUUAAAGCAUUUUGCUUCCCUUACAGUUUGCAAAGCGCAGGUAGGUUGUUAAUAACAGUGAUUGAUUGCAUUGAAGCACACUUGUGCCUUUCAGUAAAUGAUCUCGUUAGAUGCACAUAGCACAUAAUUUCAUUAUGGAAGUUUUAUUUAAUAAAUGAUGCAUUAAUGACAAAUUACUAGAAUCUAAAAAAAAUAAAAUAAAUUAUUCAUGACAUCAUAGUUAUUGAUAGGAAAAAUUCAAAUGUAGGAUUAACAAAUUAAGAAUGAUAAAUAUGUGAAAUGGCAUUAUAUGCCAACUGUUUUCUUACUAAUUGGUGACUGUCUUGUGCACUAACUAUGGGACUGAUAUAAAUCUGUAUAUAGAAUAUUUAUAAGUGUUAAGAGAGUAAGAAUAUAGACAUAUAUUUAUACAGAACAAAAAGACUGACGUAUGUGUUGUACAUGAUGUACAGAUAUUUAUAUUGAUUAGUUUUAAUCAUUGCAUUACUGUGGCACAGAAUUUAGGAGCAGCAGCAUGUGAAACAAGAAAAUUAUUCAAUGUAAGUUCAACAUGAAAGAAGUUCCUAUUUCCAGCCAAACUGAUAUGGACAGUCCACAGUAUCUUUAUGUACAGCAAAUCAGAUUGGCCAAAAGUGGCAUUGUAAUUUAUAUGAGUAGACAUUGCUUGCUAUAUUCUCAUGCACAUAUUAGGUGGGUAACACACCACAUGUAUAGUAGCGUGCUCAUGUAGUGCUAAAAAUAGGAUGCAGUUCCUUUAUUUUCCAAUCAGGUCUUUUAGUGUAUUGGAGAAAAUAUCAGUUUUGCUGCUUUUUAUCAGUGGAGUGAAAGUUUUGCUGGCAUUCGCUGUUGAUCCCUCAUGACUCUGGAUAGUUUGGUGGCUCACUUCAAUCGAUAGUCUCCGGUCAACUGUGUUAGUAUGACACAGAUUUUACAGAAGGCUGAGCUGGAGAGGGAUAUUCCCCAAAGGACUCUGUUCAGCCAUUGGGAUUUGAUGACGGCUUGUCAGCUUCACUCUAAAACUGGCAACAGAUUUUUAUUUCCCUAUUACUUUAAAGCUGAAUUCAAAUGUGGACAAUAGCAUAAUAGCAUUUAAGCACUUCUGGAUUAUUAAUUUGGGCCUAUGAAUUACAAGGCCAGCAACAUAAAUAUGGCAGUACUGUACUGACUUGUGUAAAUUUGCUGUAACGUGUUGUGUCUUUGUUUAGUUUUAUGGUGUUUGAAAAUUGGUAUAAAGCAUUUAUGAU
This is a messenger RNA of Mobula hypostoma (lesser devil ray), 9819 nucleotides long. RefSeq names its product cholinergic receptor, muscarinic 2a (gene chrm2a). The transcript has 4 exons. Lineage: Eukaryota; Metazoa; Chordata; Chondrichthyes; Myliobatiformes; Myliobatidae. Gene Ontology annotation, molecular function: G protein-coupled serotonin receptor activity; G protein-coupled acetylcholine receptor activity. Bases 745 to 2157 code for a protein of 470 amino acids. Gene Ontology annotation, biological process: regulation of heart contraction; G protein-coupled receptor signaling pathway, coupled to cyclic nucleotide second messenger; adenylate cyclase-inhibiting G protein-coupled acetylcholine receptor signaling pathway. Gene Ontology annotation, cellular component: synapse; plasma membrane; dendrite. The record is from RefSeq and is a predicted model, not a curated record.